AUGGAACUUUGUUGGUUUGGUGUAAAUCCAGGAGAUUGCCAUAAGACAUCAUAUGUGCGGAGAACUGGUUUGAAAAAUCUUGCAGAUUUCACAGAUGAGGAACGGAAUCUCCUUCUGUGGAGAGGAGGAAAGAGGGAAUGUGUCACUGAUGCAGAACAAUUACAGAUAUGCUACCACCACAAUGCAAAACUAGGAACAAUAUUUGAGAAGAGGUUUACUAAAUGCUGCAAUUUGUUCAAAAUUCACAAGCGAAAUGUUAAAGGUGGCCAUAAAAUUUCAUUACACUUAGCAACAAAACUUGUUGACCUCAGAUAUGAAUGUGUUCCCGGUUGGCAGCUUUGCAGGACAUGCUAUGAUAAUGCGCAAAAAGAUGAAACUAUUGUCGACAAGGAGACCUCGCAAUCUGAACAUGAACCGAAUAAGUUAGAUUCAACGACAACAGAUUUUUCAACAGACGAGAUUGAUUCAGAUGAAGCAAGAAACCUAUCAAGAGAUAGCUUGAACAGAAGUCUUGAGUCGAUUGGAGGUUCACCUAUCACAACACACAGUAUGCCAAAGCAUCGCAGAGUAUCUUAUGUUAAUGAGAAGAUAGACAGAACUGUAGGCUGUCUUAAACGAUCAUUUGCAGCAGCUGUUGGUGUGGAAGAAAGUAGUUUGGUAGCAGAAAACGAGAAGUGUUCAAAAGGGUCGGUAUCUGAAGAAAUGAAAAAAAAGGCCAGUGACCUUGACAAGCUGACGGAGCAAAUGCGAGAAAAACUGACAUUAGGAACUACCACAUCUGAAGAGAAAAUUAAGAUCCUUACUCUCACGCCUGAGUCUUGGUCAAUCCCAAAAGCAGCCUCGUAUUUUUGUGUGUCUGAAUAUUUAAUUAGACAAGCUCGUGAAUUGAAGAAAUCUCGUGGUAUACUUGGUACCCCUAAUAAAAACCAUGGUAAACCUCUCCCAAUAAGCACAGCAGAGCAA
Paramuricea clavata is the source of this 963-nucleotide messenger RNA. Lineage: Eukaryota; Metazoa; Cnidaria; Anthozoa; Malacalcyonacea; Plexauridae. The record is from the annotation of a GenBank genome assembly.